Suillus paluster is the source of this 2019-nucleotide messenger RNA. RefSeq lists its product as uncharacterized. Gene Ontology annotation, biological process: DNA-templated transcription. Gene Ontology annotation, molecular function: DNA binding; zinc ion binding. The record is from RefSeq and is a predicted model, not a curated record. Lineage: Eukaryota; Fungi; Basidiomycota; Agaricomycetes; Boletales; Suillaceae. The annotation marks the transcript as partial. The transcript is spliced from 13 exons.
GUUCCAUGCGAGACCUGCGUAAAACGUGGUUGCGCCGCAAUAUGUCCCAGUGGAUCGUUGACAGCGGGGAAGGGCAAUCGCCUUGUUCUCGCAAACACAGAGGAAUUGCACAACAAGAUUGAAGUCAUGUCAGCGCGGAUGCGUGAACUAGAGGAAGCACUCCGCCAAAUGCACUCUGAAGCGUCUGAUCUACCGCACCCACUGCUGUCAGACUCUAUCACAGUCAUUUCCCAUGAUAGUCCAGAAUGCAACUCAAGCAGUAACUCUCCAGAACAGCACCCUCCACCUUUGAACACGGCAGAUCCUGAUUCUGUCAUCGAUGCUUUUGGCACGCUCACAAUUGGCACUCGCGGAGAAACUAUUUUCAUGAGCGGAACUGCUCGUUCAGAACCACCUCUGAAACAUCAACCAAAGCCUCCAUUCUCUGAAACAUUUCCGCGACUUCCAAAACAGAUACUUGAUGCUUGGUUGCCCGGUUCUGAUAGUAUUCCGUUUGAUAAUGGCCUUUGGAAACCUGUUUAUUCUUAUCUGCCUCCAUUAUCAGAGGCGGUCCGUCUUAGCGAGAUCUACCUUGAAUGGGGUAAAGUCUUUUGGAAUCCUCUGACACGAUCAGAUCUUUUCGAUAAUGUCCUUGGAAGUGUUUAUCGUGCAAACAAGUCAUACGUGUUCAUGGGCUUGGCUGUAAAGCUCGGCUACAGGGUUCAUCUCUCUAGUGCCAGAUGGAAGCUCAGCGACGUUGUUGUUCAAAAACGCAGUUCUGCCUUUUGGCAGAUGUUUAUGAUGGACACAUGGAUCAGCUUCUAUGCCGGUCGCCCACCGAACGUCUCUCCCGACUGGAUCGACACUCCGUACCCCAACGAUGACUUCGCAGUGGUCAACGACAAAGGUCAAAAGGAGAUGAGCGGCAUGUGGCACAUGUGGUCAUGGCAAUUUUCGCGGCUUCUGCAUCACGUCAUGGUCAAUGCGUUUGGAGCCAAAACACCCACCUACAGUACCAUCCUCGAACUCGAUCGCAAAAUCCGCGAUUUCCCUAUCCCGCCUCAUCUCCAGCCCCGCUGUGAUGGAAACGAAACUCUCACAGAAAGCGCUAUCCUCGUGCUCGUCCAAAGGCAUUUUCUUCUCACGAAUAAGGAAACUACGUUAUUGAAUAUCCAUCGACGAUACUUUACACAAGCUUUGGAGGACCAACCGAAUGACCUGCUAAAACAUAAGUACGGUCCCUCAGUCAUGGCGAUGUAUCGAUCUGCGUGGCGAGUGAUAGAAAGUCACUCGCAUGCGGUCAGGAGGAUUCCGAACGCAAUUGAGCGAUUGAGUCUUUUCUGGUCACAUGCUUUGUCUGCUGCAAUCGUCAUGUGCAUGCUCGUCAACCGUGCGCCUCACUCAAACAUAGCGUCUUCUUCAUUACGCGAGCUGGAUGUCGUCUACGAAGUGUUCCAGAAGUCAGCACCAACCUCAAAGCCUGCUGCUGUGCUCCUCGACUCAAUCACAAAAGUCUGGAAGAAAGGCCACGACGCUGUUGAUCACCCACAUUAUGACGAUCAGUCGAGCUUAUCUCGCGCCGAGCUCAAUCGUCUCGGCGGCGGCAAAACCCAUCUGAUAUCGCAAGCGAGCUCCCCUUCCCUUCCAUCCACCGCUUCCUCUCCGUCUGUCCACUCAUCACCGUCAGAAGCCGAGUCAUGCGGCUCGUCCCAGCCGGGCAGCCAACACACAUGGGACGGGCAAAGUGCUGCGUUUGACAUCCACCCGCGCAUCAUGCAGGACAUGCGCGUCUUCGACAAAUUCGACCAAUCCCCGUUCACUGCGAGCGGGUCUGUUGACUCGUCAGAGUCUUUCUUCCAGGCGAUGAGUGAUGUGCAGUUCAACGGGUCGAGUGUGUACGGGGCGGAGGUUUACACUGGUCAGCCGCAGGUGCUGAAUACGUUUCAUCCGGCGCAGCCGUAUGGAGCGCCGAAUGGGAUACAGGAGGCGCCCGUGCUGGAUGUGGCGUGGCAGAGCUUUGUGGAGCAGCUCGGGUUUUGA